AUGGCUGCUGUUUCGAUCUCCACACAUUGGGAAAAUGGAAUACCGACCCCGGUAGCCAUCUAUUCCUCCACAGACACGAAUUCUGAGUCCGAACAGUCGGCCACGUAUUUCGGUGAAUCAGAGACCUCAACGUCUACUAGCGACACCUGGUCGCCACCAACAACAUCAACAACCUCGGAGUCGGUGGCUACAGCGACUAUUAUCUCGACUCCGACGUUAUCAUCCACGACAGAAACCAGCUCCAGUACAUCAUCCGCAACCACAAAGGCCACCUCAACAUCAGGGCCUGGCAGCUAUUCGGGCAGCGGGGAGUCGACCAAGACUAAGCUGGCCAUCGCACUCCCGAUCUCUAUUGUUGGUGUCCUAGCUAUUAUCGCCUUUGUUGUAUUCUUCCUGCGGCGGCGAAAGCGCCGCAAUGCAGCCCCCGAGUUCGCUAGUGCAAAUGGCCAGGCCACGGAUCGCUCAACAUCCCAGCUUAUGACUGCCGUGCCAAAUAUCACCACUCCAGAGCCUACAGCAGCAGCUUUGCCUCGACUCUCAUUUAUCGACGUUCCCCCCAUUCCCCACAGCCAGGAUAUCACACCUGGGUCCGCCUCCGCCAGAUCCGAUAUCGACCCGAACACUGAACUGGGAGUCGCUGUGGCGAUUCCAGGAGAUGAUCUCCGCGGUCCAAUGGAGCGGAAUCCACCAGACCAUGCCCGGUCUGAAUCGGCGGCUGGUGCAACAACUGGUGCUGGCGUUACGAGUGUGAGAUUGCCAUUCCAGAAUCGGACAAGCGAGGAUGAAGAUGAUGUCUCAAUCAUAUCGGGGAUGCUCGGACGAAGACAGGGCGAGGGCGACUUUGACGAUAUGUCUUCUGUUUCGUCGUUUGGGGAAGAAGAUUCUCGCACGAAUAAUCAUGGACAAUCGUUCAGAUGA
Molecule: messenger RNA, 918 nt
Organism: Penicillium macrosclerotiorum
Lineage: Eukaryota; Fungi; Ascomycota; Eurotiomycetes; Eurotiales; Aspergillaceae
Exons: 1
Coding region: 1-918 (305 amino acids)
Source: RefSeq, a predicted model, not a curated record